GCUGCGAGCCUGUGACGUAUGGCUUUCUAGGGAGGGGAUAGGAAGAAAGUGGUCAACAUCCAAAGCAUCGGAAUAAGGAUUAAAAUUCAGAGGGUGAAACAUUAACGUGUGAGAGUGCAGUCCUUCUUGCCAAGGAAGGAGAGGCAUCAGAGACCAUGAGUGAGAAUGGCCCUCAUACGGAGGCGCCUAUGUACUUUGAGGUGGAGGUGGAUCCUCUGGAGCGGGAUGACGAAGAAGAUGACAAGAUCCACUUUGGCAAAGACGGUGACCUAAUUGCUGAACCUUCGUCAUCCUCUGGUCGGGUCUAUGACCGCACCACGGUCCUCAUUGAGCGGGACCCAAUACGACUGGAUGAGGAGGGAGAAGAGGAGGGUCACUGUGGAGGGGAUGAAGAUGGAGUCACCUUCCUAACAGAGGGAGAAGGUGAUGGAGAUGAGGAGGAGGGAUCGCUGGCCUUUAUGACAGACCCAGAUGGGAUGUCACAGGGUUAUGUGCACCACACAAUUUCUCCUGACCAGAUCCAGUUCACAAUAAAUCCAGGGUCCACCCCAAUGCCACGCAACAUCGAGGGGGCUACACUCACCUUGCACUCUGAGUGCCCAGAGACCAAGCAGAGAGAGGUAAAGCGGUACCAGUGCAUGUUCGAAGGCUGCACAAGGACGUACAGCACAGCAGGAAACUUGCGGACACACCAGAAAACGCAUCGGGGCGAGUACACGUUUGUGUGUAAUCAGCAAGGCUGUGGAAAGGCCUUUCUCACCUCUUACAGCCUUAAGAUCCACGUCCGUGUUCACACCAAGGAGAAGCCAUUCGAGUGUGACGUACAGGGCUGUGAAAAGGCGUUCAACACGCUGUACAGGCUAAAAGCACACCAGAGACUUCACACAGGCAAGACUUUCAACUGUGAAUCAGAGGGAUGCACAAAGUACUUUACCACCCUCAGUGACCUGAGGAAGCACAUUCGCACACACACUGGGGAGAAGCCAUUCCGGUGUGAUCACGAUGGUUGUGGAAAAGCCUUUGCUGCAAGUCAUCACCUAAAAACACAUGUACGGACUCACACAGGGGAGAAGCCAUUCAACUGUCCUAGUGACGGCUGUGAGAAGACUUUUAGCAGCCAGUACAGCUUGAAGAGUCACAUCCGGGGCCACGACAAAGGACAGUCCUUCAGCGUUUCUCUCGCCCAUCCACUCUCUGAAGAUGCAAAUCACUCGCUGUGCCUCAGUGACUUGAGCCUCAUCUCUACAGACUCAGAACUACGAGAGAACAUCCAUAAUGCUCAAAAUUUGGACCUCAACAAUGCCACCCCUGUGAAAAUCUUUGAGCUUAUGUUCCAGAGUCCUGAAAAUAGCAUCAGCCAAGAUGAUGCUCAUCCCAGCGAGAGCCUUGCUGAGCCCUUCAGCUUGGACACUCCCACCCAACCGGGAGUGACAGAAGCCUCCUCUCUCAUCUCUUUCUCUGUCAAUCCUACCUCCUCAUCUUCUUGUUCACAAAACGCUGCAGUCAUGGAGGCUUCUUCCCAGCUCAAUCAGAGCUCUUCCUCCCAGACCUCCACCCCUGCCUCCAUCACUGCAAAUGUUAGCACAACACAGCCUCCUGCUUUCAUGCAGCUCAAUGGGCCUCAGCAGAUCUCAGAUGUGCCACAGGCUUCUGUCCAGCCACAAAACCACGUCACACCCCAGCAAUAUGUGGCACUGCCACCAACAUUCCUACAGCAAGAUAGUACUACCCAGACCACUCCAUUACCACCACCCAUUGCUACGCCUGCUCCUGCCCCUGCACUGACUGCCACAGCACCAGGUCCUGGUCCUGCUGUUGUUGCAGCUACCACAACAGAUGCUCUAGCACCUGUGGCUCAACCUGUGCCUUUGGCCAAUAAUCCUGGUCCAAACUCUGGCCCUGGUCUGGCAACCACCCCUGCCACUAUCACCAUAGCACCCACACAGAACCUGCUGCAGCCCAGCUUGGUCAUGUCUGACCAGAAUCUCCAGUGGAUCCUCAGCAGUGCCACCAACAGCCAGCAGAACCCAGAGCAAGCACCACAUCAAGGAGCUCCAAAAGUGGAAAAGGUUUUCUUUACUACAGCCAUACCAGUGGGAGGUAAUGCUGGUAACUCAGUCCAGCAGAUCGGCCUCAGCCUGCCAGUCAUCAUCAUCAAACAGGAGGAAUCCUGCCAGUGUCAGUGUGCCUGCAGGGACUCUGCUAAAGACAAGAGUGCAAAGAGUGCCUCCUCCAUCGUUUCAGCCCCAGCACAGCAGCAACCACCAGAGCCCCCUCCCCCGCCACUAUCAGAGCCUCAGCACCAUUCAGCAACUUCAUCUUCCUCAUGCUGCCCCCCCAAGUCUUCCUCCAAGGUGGGUGAGGUGACACUGGAGGCCCCCUCUUCUUCUUCCUCCUCCUCCUCCACAGCUCAGACUUUCUCCACAAUAGUGAGCGGCACUGCCGCCAACCCACCCUCAUCUGACGGGUUAGCCAGUAUGGACGUCUCAGACUUCCUCUCCCUGCAGAGCCCUGAGACAGCCGCCAACAUUGAGGCUCUGCUGCUGGUCGCAGAUGACUUCAGCAUGGCUACUGAUGGCAAUCCUUAAAAGAGCUGCCUUCGGAGUCUGGCACCACAUGUUUGUCUGUUGCACCCACUCGCCCACAAGCGUCGAUUCCACCCACACCUCGAGUCACUCUCCGAAGUGAUGCCUCUUCUUUCACCCUAUAUAGCGUGUGCAUUGAAACCCCUCAGUACCUGCAGUGCAUUCUGCUUUGUAUGGCACUGGGACACAUAUAGUAUAUAUACAAAGUAUGUGUAACUUUUCUGUUGAGUCUCAUUGCAGUAGUUGAGUUUUAGCAACUUAAACGCUAAUUAAUGCAGGGAAAAGGCAGUAGAUCCUUUGUUGAAAAGAUAAACUCUUUAUAAUAAUCCUCAUUCUGAAUUGAUUGAAAUGACCAAGUGUUGUCCAAGCACUGAUAAUUUAGAGUUUCAUUGUCCUGGCUUGAAGGUCACACACCUUAGCAGGAAAACAAAACUCGUCUGUCCUUGUACUGUAUUCUCGUACUGUACUACAGGUCCUAACAAAUUCUUUAGGCUGGUAUGCAAAUAACCAUAAUGCACUGUAUAUGAGAGGAUUUUGCUACAAUUUUAAUCAAGCAUUGCUCCCAGCAAAAAUUUAAAGAGCUUGGUCACACAGCUUCCCACGUGGCUGUCUUGUAAUAUGAAGUGAUUUCCUCAGUAUUUUGUUUGUUUUCUAUGAAGACUAGUGCGGUCCAGAUAAUGUGAUGAUUCUUUUUUUACUUUUUUUGAGAACCUGUGAUCAGAUCUGCCUGUCUCUUUAAGCGACAUAACGUCAAUAAGUUGCCUAUAACUUAAACUAACUUAAAAUUGUAUAUGUUAAUUUAUUUAAAUGCCUGAUUCUUUCAAUAUAAUGAUACUAUCAGCUUUGAGAUAGCAGAAAUAAUCUAUUAAUUUAUUCCAAUCACAUGUUGUUUUUUUUAAGUUGAGCUGCUUUUUUGUUACUGAAUUGUUUUACCUUCAUAAGAACGUAGUAAGUAUUGUAAAAAGAGGCACGUGUAGUAGACACAGUCAAGCAAAAUAUCCUCUUGGAUCUGCUUGUUUGCAAAAACUUGCCCACAACUAAACUAUAAGGAACUACUGUCAACAUCCCAUCUUCUUUAGGGUUGUGACCCUCUCAGGGAUGCAUCAAGUCAUAACUGUUCCUGGUUCCCACAAUUUUCUCAGACAUGCAUUUUCCUUGCCGGAUGGCCCACACUUGCAGUAGCCCUACGUUUUUGCUGCACUCUUCCCUGUUUAUUGCACACUAACUUGUAAAGUUGGUUCUGCAUAUCGGUUAGGCUGAUUUGCAGCACCACUACAGAGUUUUUGUAUAAACCUGCUGUAAAGUAGCAUUUAAAAGAUGGUGUCCUGGUGACAGUGUAAAUAUGGUACAUUUUAGUGUAAACAUCUUUGAAAAACUUGUAGAUUAUUCUAGAAUUUGUAUUUUUGUAUAGACUUUUGAAUUGCUAACUCUGAGUUUGAACCUAAUGUAUACUCUCUGUUCAUUCUUCUCCCCGUCACGUUUAUGCAGAAGAUGUUUUUGCUGUGUUUUAGUUGAAUAGUUAUACAAGCCGCUGGGUUUCUGUAUAGUCCACAUUGUAAGAAAAUAUAUGUAAUGCAUAGCCUCUGGCACAGAGUAUAAUUUAACAGUAUUGUUUCGCAUGGGACACAAUGCAAUGAUGAUAGAGUAAAGGCAUUAUGCCCUGUAAAUGACAGUAGAGCUUCUUGGCCUUACAACAAAUUAAUUGUUCUGUAAGCCUCCUUGCCUUGAUAGCCUCUGCUUUAGUAAUCGGCUUGUUGACACUCUGUUUUCACAUUCACCGACUCUCAGGCAGCCACUCCAGCAGCAGAUCACACCAAGGCAAAAGCAUGGGGAUUUUCCAGUUGUGAUAUUGGGAAAGUCUAAUGGGCUUUACCAAUAUAAUAUAAUAAUAUUGCAGCAUUGACUUAAAAAAGAAAUUAAACUCAGCUAUAUAACAGAUGCAGACAUUAUGAUUCUGCUUUUAAUUUCCAAUUUGCAGAAUCAAUCUUUUAAAAAAAAAAAAAAAAAAAAAAGCAAAAUUUGAAUCUGGCUCCUCUUGUGUGUGAUUUAGGAAAUUUAUAGGUGCCACAAGGCAAAUUUCCUCCCAUAAUACAAUAUUAAUUAGAUGUCUGGAGCAUCCAAAUCUGACAUUGACUCCAGUGGAUAUUAAAAUAAUUCCCACAAAGAAAUAAAAAUACCACCGGGAGUCGUACCUAUUCACCAUUAUACAUUUUCAUACAGAUCAUUGGUGAACCUAACUAUGCAAUUUUAAGUGUGGUAUUUACAAGUUCAGUUACUGACUCCAAGAUUAAAUGGUUACUUAUGCCUCCCAUUAAGUAAUAUUUGCUGCAAUAUAGCUUUGAGCUACAGUGCUCCUGUAUAUUUUGCAUUGAAUGGUGUGAAUCUGGACUGUAGUGAAUCCAUGAAGUACUGUUUCACAGCCACCCUAUCGCCUCUGUAAUUGGUUUAAUAUUAGCUGGAUUUGCAUGUUUAAGUAUUUGGCAGUUUUGUUAUUUUAAUCAGAUAUUUUCCGUUUUAAGCUUAAAUAUGUUUAGAAUUCCAUCCAGUUUCAUCAUUUCGCACUUUUGUACGCUUCAGUUUAACAUGUGAAUUAUUGGUUUCUUUCAUUAAACAGAGAAAUUUUGCCUU
Neolamprologus brichardi is the source of this 5213-nucleotide messenger RNA. It is a transcript of the gene mtf1, whose product is annotated as metal-regulatory transcription factor 1. Gene Ontology annotation, molecular function: RNA polymerase II cis-regulatory region sequence-specific DNA binding; DNA-binding transcription factor activity, RNA polymerase II-specific. The record is from RefSeq and is a predicted model, not a curated record. Gene Ontology annotation, cellular component: nucleus. NCBI's taxonomy places the organism in Eukaryota, Metazoa, Chordata, Actinopteri, Cichliformes, Cichlidae. Gene Ontology annotation, biological process: regulation of transcription by RNA polymerase II.